Messenger RNA from Batrachochytrium dendrobatidis JAM81, 1105 nucleotides. RefSeq lists its product as uncharacterized. Gene Ontology annotation, biological process: translation. Gene Ontology annotation, molecular function: structural constituent of ribosome. The record is from RefSeq and is a predicted model, not a curated record. The transcript has 3 exons. Bases 21 to 1085 code for a protein of 354 amino acids. Gene Ontology annotation, cellular component: ribosome; mitochondrial large ribosomal subunit. Lineage: Eukaryota; Fungi; Chytridiomycota; Chytridiomycetes; Rhizophydiales.
CUGCUGCUAAAUCGUGAAUUAUGAAGCAUGGUGUUCGGUUUUGGAAGAAGAAGCUUGGACGCACUCCAGAGCAUCGUAAGGACUUGUUGCGUAACAUGAUGACUGAGCUCAUUCAUCAUGAACGGAUCACUACCACUGUUGCAAAGGCUACAUUUGUCAAGCACGAACUCGAGGCAUUGAUCAACAGAGCAAAAAGAGGAACCAGCGAGGACUGGCAGUUUGCUAGAGACUCUCUUCGGUCACAAGAAAUUGUUGUUCCAAAAUUGAUGCAGGUGCUUACUGAGCGAUAUCGUAACAUUCAUGGCGGCUAUAUGCGCAUUGUUCGCAAUGGUUACAAUUCACCUGGCAGUGAUCGUGCACCAAAAGCCAUUAUAGAGCUAGUGAAUAACCCUAACGAUCUUGUGUAUGGAUCCGCCAAAGUGUUUGGUGACAAGGUUCUUCAGCAGCUGCAUAAGGUUGAGGGAGCCAAAUACAGACGCGACACUAUCAAACUAGUUGACCCAGUUACCGGCAAGGAGAUGAGUGUGUUUAAACUCACGGAGCGCACAGAGAUGAGUGGCAGAGAAAAACAUAAGCUAACGCUCAAGGAAGUCGGCAUUUAUAAGCAGUUGAUAAAAAUGCGUCAGAGUUUGCAAUCGUAUCCAAAAUCUCGCGCAGCUGAUAUUCGAAAUGCCCAUCUGAUUCCCAGACUAGAGUUUUUUGAACGGCAACAUAGAUAUCAAUCGGAGGUGGACGAGGUUCGUAAAAAAAACAGGAACCCAAGUCCUAAAUACCUUGACACUAUUGGUAAGCAUGGGUUUACAGUUACAGACACGUUCAAGGUUGUUCCCAAGGAAGGUGUAGUAGCUCCUGCCGAAUUACCUCGUCAAGAACUGCCUGCGGUUGAUUCAUUUUCAUAUGCUGAAAAAACUGUGGAUAUUGGUUCGCCAGUCACAGAAACUGCACUGGGGUCAAAUGAAAAGAUCGUGUCAGUUGAAAGAGCGGAGACUGCACCAUCGACUACUGAAGAAGAUCCGUCAUUGACACAACGUCUGUUGUCUAGACUUGGAUUGGGUCACUUCCACUCUGGCCGAUCCAAAAAAUAAAUCAAGUGUCAUUAUGUAUC